Frankliniella occidentalis (western flower thrips) is the source of this 1587-nucleotide messenger RNA. RefSeq lists its product as uncharacterized. Gene Ontology annotation, biological process: symbiont-mediated perturbation of host defenses. The record is from RefSeq and is a predicted model, not a curated record. The coding region runs from base 79 to 1308 and encodes 409 amino acids. Lineage: Eukaryota; Metazoa; Arthropoda; Insecta; Thysanoptera; Thripidae. The transcript has 8 exons. Gene Ontology annotation, molecular function: retinol transmembrane transporter activity; retinoid binding.
ACCGCGGCUAGAGCGUGUAGAGCUGAGAGCGCACUGGCCUCCGCCCGCCAGACACUCCGCGCCCCGCUUCGCGACAACAUGUUGUCUACCCGCCUGGUGGUCGUCGCCGUCCUGGCCGUCCUGGCCGCCGCCAGCGGAGCCUCCGGGGCGGACGUGUGCGCGUGCCCCGAGCCGCCCACGCAGAAGAACUUCGACGCGGAUCGCUACCUGGGCCUGUGGUACGAGAUGAAGACGGCGGCCGGUGGCUACGAGCAGGGCGGCCAGUGCGGCACCGCACACUACGCCUGGAACGCCGACAAGACGGCCGUGAACGUCAUCAACGCCAACUUCGUGCCGACGUUUGGGGGUAACUACACGGUGAAUCUAAUAGCAACGCCCGUCGUCGUAGCCGAGGGCAAGUUCACCGUCACCUUCCCGUCGGGUCCGCAGGCCUCCACCCCACCGGCGAUGUACUGGGUCCUGGGCACUGACUACGACACCUACGCCGUGGUGUACUCCUGCAGUUCCUCAGGAACCGAUGGGGAGUUGCCCAAGAUCGCGCUUUGGGUGCUGGCACGACACCCCGACAAGUACAACGCGGAAACGAAGAAAACCGUGGACCAGCUCAUAAAGGACAACAAACUGGACGGCGUCGUCCUCCAGGAGGUGGGGCACGACUGCCCGGCCACCACGUGCAAGCCGUGCCAGGCCGUGGAGAACCUGGACGUCGCCAAGCUGUCCGCCGGCCGCUGGUGGGAGCUGCAGCACAGCCUGUACGCCGACAAUACCGACAACAAGAGCUGCGCCUACGCCGACUUCAGCGCCACGAGCGACGGAAUCAAAAUGGACGUGAACGCCAUCGAGUACAGGCUCGACGGCAGCGUUGGCAGCGACAUUCCAAAGAGCCUGCCGGGCAAGUGGUUCAACAACGACGGCAAGAACAAGGCGGAGUUUGCGAUCAACGUCGCCGACGCCGACAAGGACGACCGAUUCUGCAUCAUUGGCACCGACUACGACAACUGGGCGGUCUUGACCGUCUGCAAGAAGGCAGCCAAGCGCAGCGACAUCCCAUCCUUCCUGGACAUCGACCCGGUGCCGUCGGGCGGCAUCUUCGUCCUGUCGAGGGCACACGGCCUCAACUCGACGCACCAGAUGGCGGCCAACCAAGCCGUGGUGACGGCCGGCUGGGUCCCGUCUGCCAUGGUGCCCACUCCGACGACGCCCUGCCCCUCCUCGGCCUUCGACAGCGACACCAAAUCCGCGGCCGGUGCCGCCACCCCCGCGGCCAUGCUCAUCCUCGCCAUGGUCGCGCGCGCCCUGCGCGUCUAGGACGACACUGUCGCACGGCUCAUAGCCUCAUCCCUUACUUUUCCCACACACUUCCGCUUACCAAACGCUCCAGCUGCUCCAGCCCUUCCAGCAUGGGUCGACCUUACCUGACCGUGCGCCACCAUGUGCUGACUAGGGCUGCAAAAGGCAUAACCAGGAGAGAGGCGCUACAACACUAUAAUUUUCUACUACCGAAAAAAACAACAACAUAUUUUGUUCGUACACUUAUGAAAUCUGUGACACACACAAAUAAGUACAAAUUAAAAAAAUAAACAUCAA